This is a messenger RNA of Limulus polyphemus (Atlantic horseshoe crab), 1840 nucleotides long. RefSeq lists its product as uncharacterized. The transcript is spliced from 7 exons. The record is from RefSeq and is a predicted model, not a curated record. NCBI's taxonomy places the organism in Eukaryota, Metazoa, Arthropoda, Merostomata, Xiphosura, Limulidae. The coding region runs from base 379 to 801 and encodes 140 amino acids.
GAAAGAUUUGAGAGUGCCUACGGACGAGGAAUUGCAUUUCACAUUGGUGAACCUUGCAAAAGUAUUUGUAUUGAAAUCUUACACCCCAUUUACUGCAACACAACAAGUAACCGCUGUGAGUGCAAACGGGAGUAUCCAGUAAACAUCAAUAAUCAUGUGUGUGUUAAAGCGGCCAGGUUACUGGAAAACUGUAAAUUUAAAGAGUCGUGUACUUUUUACGACGAGAAUACCGUAUGUAAUGAGGAAGGAGUAUGUCGUUGUGAGUACGGAUUUAGAAAUCAUGUUGUAGCUGGAGAAGAGCUUUGUAUUCAUAGUGGAGGAAAUGGAAUCCUGGAAAAUUCCAACAUUACCACUGCUAUAAUAGUUGUUUUUGGUGUAAUGACAGGAACCGUUCUAUUCUGUCUUCUUCUUAAACUAUUCAGCAGAUCGAAAUUUGGAAGACAUAGAGAAAGAUUUGUAGACGUGGCUGCGCCCUCUGUAGUUUUAACAGAAAUGGAGGAACCACCUUCAAUGUCGCAUUCACGGUGCAGCAACUGUAACGAAUGUUCUUCAGGAUUACAGAGAGCGAGUUACUCUAUGCUCGCGCCCCCUACAUCGGCGGGCUCCCGUCGGACAAGUUCAACUUCCAUCAGAUCCCACACAUCUCUUCCAAGUAACCAUGAAGGGUGCGACCCCGUUAGACGUUCUUCUUCACCAGUAGAGACCACACCGUCGGGGUUUUACCGAGAUAAUCAGCAAGGGGAGCAAGAGACGUCAAUAAUGGAGAAGUCACCGGAAGACGAGUUACAAAGUGUAAAAUAAAGAAAUUAAUUUCCUGGUUUAUUCGUUAUGAGUACAACAUCAAACGUUCCCACGUAACUCCAACAGUUUUAACGUAUCACUUGCGUCUCAGUCUGACUUUUUUAACACACUUCGGAUCUUAAGUAUUGAAAUCGUGUGCACGUAUUGCUAAUUAACAUUAAAUUCAGAGACAUUUUAAACAUAACGAAUUACAAAACGUUUUCAAGUGUUAUUCUAAAAUUAUACGUUUAAAAUUCUUCAAGUAAAUUAGAGCUAUAACAGGAGUUACAUUUGAACCAGCUUGGAUGUUGUUGUAAAGUUUUUGCUUAAACUGGAAUAUUUUGCUUUUUGGCUUAACAUAAGUAGUUAUGGAAUUGCAAACGACUUGGUUCUGUGUGGUUGAAAAAUCUAUACGUGUACUUCUAAGUUUGAUAUCACAUAGACUAACGAUAUGCGUUAAAACUGGGGUAUUGUAUUAAGGAUUUGUGAGGUCCCUAUAAAGCACCGCAGUGGAGCCCGAAGUGAAUCAGAGAAGUAUAAUCUGUUAAUAUUUCUUAAUAACAAACCAAUUGUGAAUAAAUAAUUAUAUAAUAAUUAUUUUCUGGAUUAAAUUUACCCUCUUUCAGUCUUUAACGCCUCCAAAUGAAAAGCAACGUAGCACAUCAUGUUACUAAAGACUAAUUAAUCUUUUAUGAUCGCAGUAAAAUUUGGUAACAUUUUAUAAAACAGGGUAGCCUUGUAGUUAAAUCUAAAAUGUUUUUAUGCAUCAUAUUUAUGUGCAACGCUGAGAAAUUUGGACGAUCAGUUGAGGUUGCUCUAAGAACUAUCCUAUAACCAUACAGAUUUAAAAUACAGCAGCUUAAUUAACAAGAUUAAAAUAUACUUUAUUUUAUAUUAUUAGAUUUUAUGCUCCGUUGCGUCCCUUUGUGCUAUUUUGCGGAGUUUAUUAAGACCUAAUUUGGGUUAUAUUCAUCCAACUGUAGACUAGUCGGGAAUUUACUGUCUAUAGUUUCAAAAAACAGGCAACCUUUGAAACAUUUUUAUGUUUUAUACUAUGAUC